This is a messenger RNA of Cryptomeria japonica (Japanese cedar), 1945 nucleotides long. RefSeq names its product protein NRT1/ PTR FAMILY 4.5. Gene Ontology annotation, molecular function: transmembrane transporter activity. The record is from RefSeq and is a predicted model, not a curated record. Gene Ontology annotation, cellular component: membrane. Gene Ontology annotation, biological process: transmembrane transport. The transcript is spliced from 6 exons. NCBI's taxonomy places the organism in Eukaryota, Viridiplantae, Streptophyta, Pinopsida, Cupressales, Cupressaceae. The coding region runs from base 46 to 1851 and encodes 601 amino acids.
AGCAACCGUCUAAGUGCUUUGGAGUUUCAUAGUGCCAUACCCAUAAUGGCAGAGUAUAGAGAUAUUGCGAUGCAGGAGAAUGAAUUGGAAGGGUUUGUGGACUGGAAAGGAAGACCUGUUCACAAGAAAAGCCAUGGCGGAACGCGCUCUACCCUCUAUGUUUAUUUAAUGGACGGAUUUGACAACAUAGCCUUUUUGGCGGCGGCUGUAAACCUUGUGAACUAUUUCACUUUGAUCAUGCAUUUGGAAAUUGCUGUUGCAGCCACCACGCUGACCAAUUUCAUGGGUACUGCUUUUCUGCUGGCACUGCUGGGGGGAUUCAUUUCUGAUUCCUACAUAAACAGAUUCAAAACUUGCGCUAUAUUUGCUUCAUUAGAAUUUGUUGGUUACCUUGUAUUAACAGCACAAGCGAGCAAAAAAUCUCUGAAGCCUCCAUUAUGCAACAUAUUCGAUCCCAAAGCUGUGUGUGAGAAAGUGAGUGGAGGGAAUGCUAUCAUGAUGUAUAUUGGGUUAUAUCUUGUUGCUCUUGGAAAUGGAGCUGUCAAGGCUGCUUUGCCAGCUCUAGGAGCAGACCAGUUUGAUGAAAGAGAUCCCAAAGAGAGGAGAAAAAUAUCCACUUUCUUUAACUUUUUUCUUAUGAGUCUGUCUAUAGGAGCAUGUAUUGGAGUGACAGUGGUGGUAUGGCUGAUGAACAAUAAGGGAUGGGAUGUGGGUUUUGGAAUAUGUGUUGCAGCCGUUUUCCUUGGAAUCUUAAGUCUUACUGGUGGGAUUUCAACUUAUAGAAUCAAUGCUCUAGGAGGUAGUCCUGUUACUCGCAUUGCCCAGGUAUUUGUAGCUGCUUUGCACAAUAGAAAGCUUAAACUUCCAGAGAAUUCGGGCGAUCUAUAUCAGGCCUAUGACAAGGAAGCAGCCAUACACUCAAAGCUCCUACAUACAAAUCAGUUCAAGUUUUUGGACAAAGCUGCCAUAUUAACAAACAAUCUGAUGGAAAGUGAUAAGAAAUAUUUGGUGAGUCCAUGGCGUUUGUGCAGCGUCACCCAAGUGGAAGAAAUCAAAAUUCUACUGAGAAUGAUCCCUGUAUUUGCAAGCACAAUAGUUAUGAACACAUGCUUAGCACAACUACAGACAUUUUCUGUUUCUCAGGGAUUUACCAUGGACACCUCAAUGGGAAAGCACUUUCACAUCCCACCAGCCUCUCUUAGUAUAAUUCCCCUGGUAAUCAUGGUAAUCAUCAUUCCAUUUUAUGAUAGAGUUUUUGUUCCCCUUGCAAGAAGAUUCACUGGGCAUGAGACAGGGAUUACUCACUUGCAAAGAGUUGGAGUUGGGUUAGUACUAUCUGCCAUUUCAAUGAGCAUUGCAGCUUUGGUGGAGGUGAAGAGAAAAAAUGUGGCUAUACACCAUGGAAUGAUAGAUAAUAUACCAUUGGUGAUGUCACCUAUCCCAAUAAGUGUCUUCUGGUUGGGAUUUCAGUACUUUGUUUUUGGAAUUGCAGACCUCUUCACUUUUGUAGGGCUGAUGGAAUUCUUCUAUAGUGAAGCCCCUUCUGGAAUGAGGUCCUUGGCCACUGCAUUUUCAUGGGCUUCCCUGGCUUUGGGUUACUUCCUCAGCAGUGUUUUGGUCAAAAUUGUGAAUCGUGCAACUCAUAUGACUAAAACCCAUGGCUGGCUUGGUGGAAACAAUCUGAACCGCAACCAUCUUAAUUUGUUUUACUGGUUACUUGCUAUUUUGAGCAUGCUCAACUUUGUCAACUAUCUCUACUGGUCUAGAUGGUACAAAUACAAGCCAAAGGUUAGAGGUCAGGUUGUAGAUGAGGCCUCUACAACUCGCCUUGCAGAAUUUUCCACCAGUUAAUUGGUGGUUUUUCAGAUUAUCUCCUUAUAAUUUCUAUGAAAUGCUACUUGUAAUUCCUUCUAAGAAAGAACAUUUGUGUAGGGUAAGAUAUAUA